AUGGCUGCCACUGGAUCUUCCAAUUCUUCACCUGUUCCUUCGGGUCCCAAAAUCCUCCUAGCGAAGCCGGGGCUGGUCUCUUCAGGACCCGUUUCCGGAAAAUUCGGACGCAGUGGUGCCGAAGACGAAACGACCGCGCAUCGAUCUCGUCUUCCAUCGCUCAAUCUGCUCUCCGAUUCUUGGGACUUCCACAUCGAUCGCUUUCUCCCGUUUUUGACUGAGAAUACGGACUUCACUGUGGUGGGUAUAAUCGGGCCGCCUGGAGUGGGCAAGUCCACGAUUAUGAAUGAGCUUUAUGGGUUUGAUGGAAGCUCGCCGGGGAUGCUGCCUCCUUUUACUAUACUAUCAGAAGAUACUAGAGCCAUGGCAAGGCAUUGUACUUCAGGAAUUGAACCAAGGAUUUCUGCUGAACGGCUUAUACUUCUUGAUACCCAGCCUGUAUUAGCUUCUUCCGUUUUAGCUGAGAUGAUGAGACCUGACGGCUCGUCCACAGUUCCAGUUCUAGGUGGUGAAUCUUUAUCUGCUGAGUUGGCACAUGAACUUAUGAAUAUACAGCUUGGUGUUCUACUAUCUUCCAUUUGUCACAUUCUGCUGGUGGUUUCUGAGGGGGUCCAUGAUAAUAACACGUGGCGUUUGAUGUUGACGGUUGACUUGUUGAAACACGGCAUACCUGAUCCAUCUUCUUUGAAUGCUUCCCAUUCACAGAGCUCCAAUUCAGGUUCUGAAAAAGAGAAUAAAGAUAAAGCAAAUGAGGUUGAGGAGUAUAUGGCUACUCCAGUUUUUGUGCAUACAAAACUCCAAGAUCAAGAUCUUACUCCACAUACUUCGGAGCAACUGAGGAAGGCAUUGGGGCGAUAUUUCAGCACCUCUUCAUUUGUUAGAAACAAAUGUGGAAACACCGCCAUUGAGCCUGUAAAUCCCAGUACUCAAUGCAGUGUUACAGAUUCAACAGUACCAAAAUUAUUUCUGAUCCCGUCUAAGAACAAAGAUGAUUCUCCCUGUGCUCUGUCUGAAAGUUACGUUUCCACACUAUGGAAAUUGCGGAAUCAGGUCCUAUCUAUGAACUGCCCUUCUUUUGUGAGGACCGUUUCUGAACGUGACUGGUUGAAAAAUUCUGCCAAGAUAUGGGAACUUGUAAAAAGCUCUCCGAUCAUCUCGGAUUACAGCAGAAUGCUUCAAAGUUCUGGUAUGUUUAGGAGGUAGUCAAUCCAAAAUGUUUCAUAUGGUUUUUCUUUCCUAGGCGAUACCAUAGAUAAUCCUGGUUCACCGUUUUGCUAUGAAGUAGUUUUUCUCAUGUCUUAUUAAUGAUAAUGUUGAAGUAUCAAUUUCCUAAUUAGGAUAUGUAUCAGCUAGAGCCCUUGAUAAUUAGAAGUAACUUACAGCUUAGGAUUUGAUUUCUUGAUAUUAUAAUCCUGUCUACUAAACUCCUUAUUUAUACCAAGGGAUGGUGAAUUUAUGUAUGUUCAGAAAGUUGAUUUGAAUGGGAGUGUAGAUGAGGUUAAUAUCUCCAUGUUUGUGCACUAAUUUUGAAAGAAGAAUUUUGCAUUAUUCAAUGAUAACAGG
Molecule: messenger RNA, 1563 nt
Organism: Pistacia vera
Lineage: Eukaryota; Viridiplantae; Streptophyta; Magnoliopsida; Sapindales; Anacardiaceae
Product: protein SMG9-like
Exons: 8
Coding region: 1-1203 (400 amino acids)
Biological process (GO): nuclear-transcribed mRNA catabolic process, nonsense-mediated decay
Source: RefSeq, a predicted model, not a curated record